GGCGGCGCCUGCUCUGCCCCGCCCGCUCCAACCCCGACCUCUCCCGCAGGCGGAGAUGCAGCUGCUCCUGCUCCUGCUCGCGGCCCUGCUGCUGGCCCCGGCGCCCGGGGCCUCGGCUCCCAAGGUGAGGCGGCAGAGUGACACCUGGGGCCCCUGGGGUGACUGGAGCCCCUGCAGCCGGACCUGCGGAGGGGGCAUCAGCUUCAGGGAGCGUUUCUGCUACUCGCAGAGGAGAGAUGGGGGCUCCAGCUGCGUGGGCCCCGCUCGCAGACACCGCUUGUGCCACAUCGAGGUUGUGGGCUGUGACCACAAGCUCGAUUCGUCAAAGCAGGAGGACAAGUGUCUGCAGUGUGGGGGUGACGGCACGACCUGCUACCCGGUCACCGGCACCUUUGACGUCAGUGACCUCAGCAGAGGUGGGGUCCUCCAGGGCUCCGCAGGCAGCUGGGACUGGGUCUGCUGCCUGUGCCUUCCUUGCCCGUCUGCUGCUCUGGCUCGUGAGGGGGGAGCUGUCGGUGACAGGCCUCAAAGGAGGACCCCCCUGUGCAGCUCAUCAGCCAGGAGUCCCAGCCCCGGCGUGCGCUACGAGUACCACCUGCCCCUGAGCACCCCCCGGCCCGGCUUCAGCUGGAGCCACGGCUCCUGGAGCGACUGCAGUGCUGAGUGUGGCGGAGGUCACCAGUCCCGCCCCGUGUUCUGCACCAUCGACAAUGAGGUCUACCCCGACCACAUGUGCCAGCACCAGCCACGGCCGGCCACCCGCCGCCCCUGCAGCCCUCACUCCUGCCCACAGACCCAGCGCUGGAAGACAGGGCCCUGGACACCCUGCUCGGCCUCCUGCGGAGGUGGCUCCCAGUCCCGCUCCGUCUACUGCGUCUGGUCCGAUGGGGCCGGCGGCGAGGAGGCGAUGGAGGAGGUCCAGUGUGCAGGCCUGCCCGGGAAGCCUGCCACCACCCAGGCCUGCAACCUGCAGCGCUGCGCAGCCUGGCGGGAGGAGCCCUGGGGAGAGUGUUCCGUCAGCUGCGGUGCCGGCAUCCGGAGGAGGAGCGUCACUUGCCAGGGCGACGAGGGGUCUCUGCUGCAUGCCUCAGCCUGCUCCUUUAAGGACCCGCCGCCGCUCACGGAGCCCUGCGUGCACGACGACUGUCCCCGCCUCAGUGACCAGGCCUGGCACGUAGGCGCCUGGGAGUCCAGUGAGUACUUGCCCCACCGUGCUGGGAACCCCGUGAGCUGUGAUGGGAACCCCGUGAGCCGAGAUGGGGACCCCGUGAGCAGUGAUGGGGACCCCGGGAGCUGUAAUGGGGACCCCGUGAGCUGUAAUGGGGACCCUGUGAGCUGUGAUGGGGGCCCCGUGAGCUGUAAUGGGGACCCCGUGAGCCGUGCUGGGGACCCCGUGAACUGUGAUGGGGACCCCGUGAGCUGUGAUGAGGAGCGACCAGCGGGUGGGAGCAGAUGCCGGUCAGGGCGGGCCAUGGCUCACGCCGCUCCUCUCCUCCACCCUCUGCAUCCCACCCCGGCAGCCGGCUCCCCAGAAGCCCCCAGCGGGCAGGACGUGCACACCAGCUUCAGGGCCCCCUGGAUGUCUUUGGGCCCUCGGGAGGCCCCCGCUUUGGGUGAGAAAGACCAGUGGUGGGCCACCCCGGAGCAACCCUCAACUCUGGGUAACCCCAGAGAAGCAGGACCCCACCUGCCAGCCCCACGCCCAGCCUCUUCUCUGCAGCCGUCCCCAGAACAGCAGCCCCUGUGGUCUGGCUCGGAGCCCCAGGACUGCAGGCACAGCCCCCACGGGUGCUGCCCCGAUGGCCACACGGCCUCUCUGGGGCCGCAGUGGCAAGGCUGCCCCGGGGCCUCUUGUCAGCAGAGCAGGUAUGGGUGCUGCCCUGACGGGGUGUCUGUGGCUGAGGGGCCCCAUCAAGCUGGCUGUGCAAAGUCUAACGGCGACGACAGGAGGAGGUCGGGGUCGAGAGCAGUGGCCUCCACAGUGCCCCAGGCCCACCAGCCCCAGGCCCAGCAGAGUGAGCCCACUGAGUGCCGGGGCUCCCAGUUUGGCUGUUGCUAUGACAACGUGGCCUCGGCAGCAGGCCCUUUUGGGGAAGGCUGUGUGGGCCAGCCCAGCUACGCAUACCCCGUGGGGUGCCUGCUGCCCAGCGCCCUCGGCUCCUGCACAGACUGGGCCCGCUGGUACUUCAUCGCCUCUGUGGGCCGGUGUAACCGCUUCUGGUACGGCGGCUGCCACGGCAACGCCAACAACUUUGCCUCGGAGGAGGAGUGCAUGAGCAGCUGCCGGGGGGCUCAACACGCGCCCCGCCAACCCGAGCCCGGGGCCGCUGGCCAGAGCACCCACAGAGCUGGUGGUGGCAGCAGUCCGGGAGGCCAGCGGGAGGCCGGCCAGCACAGGCCCGGGGCCGUGCACCACCCCCAGACCUCAGGAGAACGGCCCUGGGGCCCGGAGCUGGGGUCCAGCACCCCUGGGCUGGGCGGAGAUGCUGGGCGGCCAGCACCCCCCUCCCACAGCUCCUCCUCCAGGGUGAGCCUGGCCGGCACGGAGCCCUUUCUGGUGCAGGCGCCCCUGGGGCGGGAGGUGCGGCUCUUCUGCCCGGGUGUCGCCUCCAUGGACCCCCCUACCAGGUGGCAGAAGGACGGGCAGCCCCUCUCUGACAGACACAGGCCGCAGCCUGAUGGCUCCCUGGUCAUCAGCCCCCUGAGGGCAGAGGACGCUGGCACCUACAGCUGUGGCGCCAGGCCAGGCCGUGACUCUCCGAAGAUCCAGCUUCCGCAUUACAGCUCACUCCUUCCUCCUCCUGGCCUCAUGACAGGGGGUGACGUGACCGUGCCAAGGCACUUCCCUCAGACCAGGGACCCCGCCCCGGGCCACCGUCCUCAGGACUCCAGCCUAGGGAGGGAUGCUGGGGGCCUGGGGGCCAUCUCCUCUCCUCACCCAGGGCCUUCGACCAGGCUGCGCCUGGACCAGAGCCAGCCCGGGGUGGUGGACGCCCAUCCCGGCCAGCGGAUCCGGUUGACCUGUCCCUCUGAGGGCUUCCCACCCCCAACCAUCGAAUGGCAGAGAGAUGGGCAGACCCUCUCUUCUCCCAGACACCAGCAGCUGCCCGAUGGCUCUCUGGUCAUCAGCCAAGUGGCUGUGGAAGAUGGUGGCUUCUACGCCUGUGUCGCCUUCAAUGGGCAGGACCGAGACCAGCGUUGGGUCCAGCUCAGAGUUCUGGGGGAGCUGACGAUCACAGGGCUGCCCUCUACGGUGACGGUGCCAGAAGGUGACACGGCCAGGCUGCUGUGCGUGGUGGCAGGAGAAAGUGUGAACAUCAGAUGGUCCCGGAACGGGCUGCCGAUACGGGCCGAUGGCCACCGUGUCCACCAGUCUCCAGAUGGUACUUUGCUGAUCCACAACCUGCGGGCCGGGGACCAGGGCUCCUACACGUGCAGCACCUACCGUGGCAGCCAGGCAGUCAGCCGCAGCACUGAGGUGAAGGUGGUCCCACCAGCACUGGCCGCCCAGCCGAGGGACCCCGGCAGGGAUUGCAUGGAUCAGCCGGAGCUGGCCAACUGUGAGCUCAUCCUGCAGGCCCAGCUCUGUGGCAAUGAGUAUUACUCCAGCUUCUGCUGUGCCAGCUGUUCCCGUGCCCAGCCUCAUGCACAGCCAGUCUGGCAGCAGGGAUGAAGGCCGGCUCCAGCCCCAGUUCUGAAACAACCUGUAGGGCUGGGGAGAAAGGCAGGGAGACUCUCGCUCCCCCCUCUGUGGCUGCCAAGGGAGUUAUCUUCGGAGACACUGCUCCCCACCCCACCCCACCCACCCAGUGUUUAGCCUCAGCAGAGGCCAGAUCAGCAUCUCUGACAUGACGGAAAGAAACCUGUUUGGAUUAGGAUAUGCUUUACUUUACAACUUCCCUCUAUAAUUUCUGGUACACAGGAGCAGUUCACUGUGUUUUAAAAUGAGCUACCAGGGUUCUCACUUCAUGUGAAGCUGGAUAGGGAGGUGCAUAACUAUUUUAGUUAACACCUACCUAACUCCCGCUGUGACAGGGAAGGAUGCUUUGCUAGAACUAGAUCUCAUCUAGGGUCAAACAGUGGCCUGUGCUCUAGUCCCUCUCUCAACCUUCCAGGUAGUAAGUAGCAACCAGCUUCAAGCCCAUCUGUGCAUAUGGUUAACAGCAUAACAUUGGUGAAAGCUCUCAGGAAAGUGAACUAUGAGGUAAGGCUCACCUAGGGAUUUAGUAUGAAAGGGUAGCAGUUGCAUUAUUAUCUGAGCAUGAAAGAACUGGAAAAGCUGCUUACUUUCAUCGGAAAGCUGGAGCCGGAAGCCCUCCUCCUGAGGCCAACAGGAAGAGCUGGCUGUGAGGACCGCCUUACACCUGUAUGGAGCUGAUCGACGGCCCUGCUCUGUACUGAGACCAACAAGGAGCCGCUCCUUCUCGAGUAGGAAUCUGAAUCAAAGUGUUUGCUGCCAGAUAAAAGCCAGUCUAUUAUUAAAAACAGCAGCCUGGCCAGUGUGGCCCAGUGGUUGAGCAUCAACCCAUGAACUAGGAGGUCAGGGUUCGAUUCCCGGUCAGGGCACAUGCCCGGGUUGCAGGCUUGAUCCCCAGUAGGAGGUGUACAGGAAGCAACCGAUCAAUGAUUCCCUCUCACCAUUAAUGUUUCUAUCUCUGCCUCCCUUUCCUUCCCUCUCUCUGAAGUAAAUUAAAAAUAUAUAUAUUUAAAGAAACCAGCAACAGCAAGAUGGUGGUCCCAAUGGAGGGGAGGGCAAUGUAAUAAUAAGAAAGUGGCUUCAGAAAUGGUUUGAGUUGGUGGAAAUCAUUCUGCAUCUCAGGACUUCCAAUUCCUUGCUGCUAAAGAGGGAGCCCUGGAUUCAAUGUGGCUUCUUAGUCCCUUUCCACUUAACUUUUUACAAACCCUCCAGAGGGCUGGCUGGGCCUAGUGACACAGGUUAUUCAGAGACACAGGAAAGACAGGUGCUAAGGGAAAGGUUUUAUUCAUCAUGAUCAUGCUGGCUGAGUGAGGGAUACUUAUUAGUCUACCUAUCAUGGGCCAAGGCACAGAUCUUUUCUUUCCAUUUAAAAAUAUUAGGGACCAUUCCCUUUGAUUUACCAUGGCUGGUUUUGCUAUAGAAAUUAGAAAAUUUCUAAUUUUCUUGGACGCCCCAGUUCUUUAAUUAAACCAGUAUUUGGCCCAUUGGUAACAUAUUUCCAGAAGGUAAGUUUGAGGUUAGCUAGCUCUUCUUAGAACUAGUCACAGACUAGUGGGCUGAAGUUCAAGGUGAGAGUAAAACUCAAUCUAAACCACUGGUCCUCAACCCUCUUCCACAGUGGGAGCCUUUAAAAAACAGAACCAGGGGUUCCACUCUCCAGAGAUUUGAAUUUAAUUGGUCUAGAGUACUGCCCAGCCAUGAGGAUUUUAAAUGCUCCCCAAGUGAUUCUGAUACAUAUCCAAGGUUGAGACUCACUGCUCCAGCCCUGGACAUCUGAUUGUGAAUCUUGCUCAAAUGCAGAUUCUGCUUACAAGGUCUGGAGGAGGGUGGGGAGCUGAGAUUCUGUAUCUCUAACCAGCUCCUAGGUGAAGUCCAUGCUGUUGUCCAGACCACACUUUAGGCAGCAAGAAUAGGAUGUCAGAGAUGCAUUUAGGAUCAACCAAAGCCUAAAGAAUGAAUACAAAUAUGAACUAUAAGAAUAUACCAGAGCCCUGGCCGGUGAGAAUUGGAGUGUUGCCCGCACACCAGAGGGUUGCGCGUGUGGGAAGCAACUGAUCAAUUGAUGUUUUUCUCUCUUUCUCCUUUCCUCUCUCUGAAAAAUAAUAAUAAA
Myotis lucifugus (little brown bat) is the source of this 5807-nucleotide messenger RNA. It is a transcript of the gene PAPLN, whose product is annotated as papilin, proteoglycan like sulfated glycoprotein. The record is from RefSeq and is a predicted model, not a curated record. Gene Ontology annotation, cellular component: extracellular matrix. Gene Ontology annotation, molecular function: metalloendopeptidase activity; serine-type endopeptidase inhibitor activity. NCBI's taxonomy places the organism in Eukaryota, Metazoa, Chordata, Mammalia, Chiroptera, Vespertilionidae. Gene Ontology annotation, biological process: extracellular matrix organization.